Messenger RNA from Danio rerio (zebrafish), 1445 nucleotides. NCBI's taxonomy places the organism in Eukaryota, Metazoa, Chordata, Actinopteri, Cypriniformes, Danionidae. The record is from RefSeq and is a predicted model, not a curated record.
GUUUAGCAUUCGCACACAUGCAAUGAAAUAUUCUGCAUUGUUUUUCGGGUGCAAACAGUUCAUUUCCAGCCUUCUAUGACUGUGAGCUAUUCUUAUCUCUCAACAUGAAAAAGUACAUUGAAACUUCCUGUUUUUGUCUAUAAUCAAUUUGGUUUGUGUGGGAAGCCGCAAUAAAAAAAGCACCUUUUUUCAUAUCCAUUUGCGCUUGAUGAUGCCGCACCUUUAGCGCACACACACACACACACACACACACACACACACACACACGUUUUCUGAUGCUGAUUCAGAAUGAGAAGAGGAACUGACAGCAUUUAGUAGUUUCCUGCCAAGUGUGCAGAAAGUCUGGGUCCGGUUCACACACACACACUCACUCACACACACACACACACACACACAAAACUGCAUCCGUACACCCCCGCGCACGCGCCUCUCGAUUACAUCUUUGUCAACUGACAAAAUCAUGACGAAGGCCAGCGGAAAGGAAAUCGAGUCAUUGUAGAAUCGAGUUUUCCAAUCUCCACAAAGAAGCGGUUUUCCAGCGUCCUCAAGGAUUCUUAUAUAAGGUGAUCGAGCACCUGUGUGGCAGUAUGAAGGAGAUCAAUAGCAGCAGCUUUACAGAAGACCAAACUGUACAUCUUAAACAUGAAGGCGUGUGUGUGUUUUCUGCUUAUGUGUGUGUUGGCAGCACAGGCUGAGGAGUCGCCGAAGAUCCUCACGCUCAGCAAAGUCAUGAAUGAACUCAAGAAGAUUCAGCAGGGGCUGACGAAUUCAAACAAGACUUGGUUCAACUCUCCAGCCACCAAUGAUUUGAAGGACUGCUGUGUUGCGUCUGCUCUGGAGUGUUUCAGGUCUAAAGUGCUGCACCUGUCAGUUUCUGAUGAAAAACUAAAGAAGUCACAGAGAAGUGUCCACCACGAGCUGCGCAAAUCAUUCAUCGUGGACAGUGUGUCCUGCACACCACAAGAGACACAGAAAGCUCAGUGCAAAUCAUGUGAAGCGUACACAAUGGUCAACAGCCGAACGUUUGUGGACAACUUCAAAACUCUUCUGCAAAAGAUCUAUGCCCGUCAAGCGUAGAGACCUGAAGAGUCUGUGAAGGACAGUAUGACACUACCCACCGCUCCUGCUAUUCUAUUUAUUGACUAUUUAUUGACAGUUUUGCUGUUUAUUUAACUUUGGAUGUGUAAAAUGAGUGUUCACGAUGACACUGGAGUGUGUUUGUGAGAAACUGGGCUGCUAAGCUUCUUUCCGUGGUCUGUUUUGCUGGUUUUUGCCGCCACCGUGUGGUGAAAUCUCAUCACUGCAAAGCCUAACCAUAAUAAUAAUGCAAGGGAAUUUUGAGUAGAUAUCUCCCUUUAUCAAGUAUGCAAGAGUUAUAUUCUUCGCCACUCAUUUCAGAUGUGUCAUAGCUGAUAUUUAAGAUGUAUCUUUACACGAAGCAGAUA